Messenger RNA from Rubroshorea leprosula, 3711 nucleotides. The record is from the annotation of a GenBank genome assembly. Lineage: Eukaryota; Viridiplantae; Streptophyta; Magnoliopsida; Malvales; Dipterocarpaceae.
AUUCUCACCAUUUCAUUCAUUUGGUGGUUCUUUUCUUGUCUCUGUACCUCUGUUAUCUGUGUAUUGUUUUAUGUCUAUUUUCCAAUAAUCCAAAAAAAAAAAAAAGUGGAAAAUGUCGGGCACCGAAGUUGGUAUUGCUAUUGCUGGCAAAGUUGCAGAGAACCUGCUGGUUGAUCGAAUUUUCAAUCCAAUCUGGAACAGAAUAGCUCGUGUGUUCAAAUGGAAGACUAAUUUAAAGAAUCUGGAGAAAGAAGUUAAGAAGCUGGUGGCUGAAAGCGAGAGUGUGCAGAAAUUUAUGGAAGCUGCUGACAGAAGAGGGGAAGAGGCUCUGCCGAACGUCAAGAUUUGGCUGGCUGCUGCAGAGAAGUACAUUGGAGAGAUGAAGUUAGAGGAUGAUGAAGACAAGGCCAAGAAGAAGUGUUUCCUAGGGCUCUGUCCUAAUGCCAGGGCACGUUACCAAAUCAGCAAGAAAGUGGAGGAGUAUUUGGUGGAUGUUACUCGACUCCUAAAAGAAGCUGACAAAUUCGAGAUCCCAGAUUUCUACUGUCCUCCAAAAUCUACAGCACCAGUUAAUAAAGGUUUUGAGGACUUCGAGUCCAGAACGCCUGAUUUGGACCGUGUUAUGGAGGCCUUGAGAAGGGCUGGCACUGACAAGAUAGGUGUUUACGGGAUGCCUGGUGUUGGAAAGACCAUGUUAGCCAAAGAAGUUGCCAGACGAGCUGAGGAAGCCCAUUUAUUCGAUGCAAUUGUAUUUGCUUCUGUGACAAAGGAUCCAGACUUGAAAAGAAUUCAAGGAGAAAUUGCUGACAAAUUAGAUCUACAGCUUCAUGGGGAGACUGAAUUUGGGAGAGCAAAUCAACUAAAGGCAUAUCUGAAGAACAAGAAGAGGAUUCUUGUGAUUUUAGAUGACAUCUGGUCGAGGCUUGAUUUGGAUGAACUUGGAAUUCCUUUUGAAGAAAAAAAGAAUGAGGCAAGUUCAAUUGGUGAAGAACAGAUGCAAUGCAAGAUUCUCCACACAUCAAGAUUUCUCGAUGUCUUAUCACGUGACAUGGAUACCAAUCAAAAUUUUGAUGUUCGCCCAUUGCGAGAUGAAGAAGCAUGGGAGCUUUUGAAGAAGAUAGUUGGUGAUGAAAUUGAAAAUUCUGGCUUGCAGCUUACAGCAAUGGAGAUUGCCAAAGAAUGUGCUGGGCUACCACUAGCCAUUCAAUCUCUUGGCAAGGCUUUGAGAGGAAAGGGAUCUUAUGAAUGGAGGGAUGCUCUGCUACAACUAAAAAAGCCCUCUCUAGAGAACUUCACGGGGAUCUCUGCAAAUGUUUAUUCUGCAAUUGAAUUGAGUUACAAAUAUUUAGAAAGAGAAGAACUGAAGCAAACUUUCUUGCUUUGUAGUUGCUUGGGACAAAAUGCUUAUAUAGAAGACGUGCUAACAUAUGGUAUUGGCUUGAGCUUAUUUCAGAAUGUCAGCACAAUAGGAGAAGCACGAGACAGACUACUAACAUUGGUUAGUAAUCUAAAAUCUUGUUCUUUGUUGCUUGAUGGGAAUAGCGAUACUCGCAUUAAAUUGCAUGAUAUUGUCUUUGAUGUCGCCAUAUCCAUUGCCUCAAAGGACAACCAUGGGUUAAUAUUAACACAUGAUAACAUACCCAAAAAGUGGUCUGAUAGGGAGGCCAUGGGAGAUGUCAAAUGGAUUAGUAUACGACAUGCUAAUAUUAGUGAGCUCCCUGAUGAGCUGGAAUGUCCGCAACUUACCUUAUUCUAUUUAGCUAGCAAGAAUCCUUCUAUGAAAAUUCCAGACAAUUUUUUUCGGGGAAUGCCAAAUCUCAGAGUCUUGGAUUUUACCAGGAUGCAUUUCUCAUCCAUGCCUCCAUCAAUUUGCCUCCUGAAAAACCUCCAUACAUUACAUAUGAAUCGAAGUGUUAUAAAAGAUAUAGCUAUUGUUGCAGAGCUGAGUGGUUUGAAAGUCCUUAGCCUUUCAGGAAGUGAUAUUGAAGAGUUGCCAGUGGAAAUUGGACAUCUGACCCAACUAAAGUUUUUAGAUUUGAGCUAUUGUACUAAGCUCAAAGUGAUACGACCCCAUGUCUUAGAGAGUUUGUCCAGGCUAGAAGAACUGGAUCUGCAAAACAGCUUCAAUCAAUGGGAUGCUAACGGACUUGGAAAUCAAAGAAAUGCUAGCCUUGUCGAGUUGAAGAAUUUACAUUACCUAGUUGCUCUAGAUUUGCAUGCAUGUGAUGUCCAGCUUGUUUCAGAGGAUUUGUUCUCUGAAAGAUUGAAAAGAUACAAGAUCUUCAUUGGAGAUGUGUGGAGCCGUUGGGACAGAUCAUUCAGAAGCUCAAAAAUAUUGAAACUAGAGUUGAAUACAAGCAUUAGUUAUGAACAUUCUAUUUGCAUGUUGAUGAAGAAAACAGAAGAACUACAUCUAGAGAAACUGAAGGGUGUCAAGAAUAUAGUUUCUGAGUUAGAUGCCGAAGGUCUUCAGGAACUGAAGUAUCUUUAUGUCCAAAAUGCUCAUGAGAUUCAGCAUAUCAUUAGCUCAGUGCGACAAAUUCCUUCCCAUGCAUUUUCCUCCUUAGAACUCAAAAGUUUGUUCCCGUUCUCCAUAGCUAGACGGCUUCUCAAACUUGAAGAAAUUAGAGUAACAGAUUGCAGUGAUAUGUUAGAGUUUGUUAAAGAGGAGAGGCAAGGUGCCACUAAUGAUAUUGAUAUUGCAGAAGAAGAUCCAAAUUUUGAACUAGCCCAGCUACGGUCCUUGAAAUUGCAGUAUUUGCCAAAGUUCAUUAGAUUAUGCCAUGAAAAUGAGGAAACAAAUGAUUCAAGUUCCAGUCCUGCACCACUUUUCAAUGCAAAGGUUGCGUUUCCCAGCUUGGAAGAAUUGGAAAUCUUUGGCUUGAAGAAGUUGAGGAUCAUAUGGCACCACCAACUCCCUGCAGAUUCCUUCUGCAAACUAAAAAUUUUAUCGAUUUGUUGUUGUGAUAAAUUAUUGAAUAUUUUUCCAUCUUAUAUGCUUGCUAGAUUAUUGACAUCAGUGGAAGAGUUGGUGGUAGUAUCUUGUGGGAGUCUAAAAGAGAUAUUUGAACUUGGAGAAUUGAAUGUGGAAGAGUCACGUGCUGUGGUAAACACUAUGUUAAGAGAGUUUGUUUUGGUACGUUUACCAAGGUUGAAGCAUUUGUGGAGCAAGAAUCCCAGCGGAAUUCUCACUUUGCGGAACUUGCAGACUGUGGUAGCUGUUGGUUGUCAGAACCUCCAAAAUAUGUUCCCAGCUUCAGUGGCAAUGGGGCUUCAGCAACUUGAAGUUUUGAAUAUACCAGUUUGCUUGAUGAUGAAGGAAGUUGUAGCAUUGGAAGAAGGAGAUGAAACAGUUCCUAGGUUUGUGCUUUCUCGUUUAUCUACUCUGAAGCUGUGUGUUCUACCAGGACUCAAAUAUUUCUAUCCUCAGAAACACGUAAUAGAGAGCCCCAUGUUAAAAGAUUUCUAUUUAGAUCUACGGAACUCUUUUAAAGAAACAGAAGGAGAGAGGCUUGGCAAAUUUCCAGUUCAACUACCACUUUUCUCUAUAAAAAAGGUAUGAGCCUCAGUUACUAAACAAUUUUGUAGUAACUCUUUUUUUGUUCUUUUUGGCUUUUGCUUCCGAGUUCUGGUUAGAUCUAUUAUUUAUCAGUUGUCAAAACAAAAUUUAACAGCCGUUGUUCAUAAGGAGAAUAAUUCGCUAUAAGCAAU